Spinacia oleracea (spinach) is the source of this 1343-nucleotide messenger RNA. RefSeq names its product probable hydroxyacylglutathione hydrolase 2, chloroplastic. The record is from RefSeq and is a predicted model, not a curated record. NCBI's taxonomy places the organism in Eukaryota, Viridiplantae, Streptophyta, Magnoliopsida, Caryophyllales, Amaranthaceae. The transcript is spliced from 8 exons. Gene Ontology annotation, molecular function: hydroxyacylglutathione hydrolase activity. The coding region runs from base 112 to 1095 and encodes 327 amino acids.
CAUACCCAUAAUUUUCUUCCCAACUUUCUUCCAAUCCCGCGUUUCUCUCUCCUCCGUUGCCCCCUUUCUCUCUCCUUUGGUCAGGGCUAGUCAUUAAGUGCGUGGGAGCAGAUGUUUUCAAAAGUUCCACAUGCUAUGGCUUCCCUUCCUUGUUCUAGGGUCAGAGGUGGGGUUAGUUUAUGGCCUGGAGCAAGGCAACUUUGCCUGAGGAAAGGUCUUUUGUAUGGACUAAUGCGCUGCCUGUCUAUUCCGUUUAAGACAUUGCAUGGAGCUGGUCAGUCCCUUGGAGUCACACGGCUUCUGUGCAAUGUUUCUUGUAUAUCUACUGCACUGCAAAUUGAACUGGUUCCAUGUCUUAGGGACAACUAUGCUUAUCUCAUACAUGAUGAGAAUACUGGGACUGUUGGGGUUGUUGAUCCUUCUGAAGCUGUACCUGUUAUUGAUGCUCUGAGAAAGAAGAAUAGAAACCUGAAUUACAUACUGAAUACUCAUCAUCACUAUGAUCACACUGGUGGGAACAUUGAGCUGAAAGAAAGGUACGGUGCAAAGGUGAUCGGCUCAGGGAGAGACAAAGAGAGAAUUCCUGGGAUUGAUAUUGCCUUAAAUGACGGUGAUAGGUGGAUGUUUGCAGGCCAUGAAGUUCAUGUAAUUGAAACACCUGGCCAUACAAAAGGACACAUUAACUUCCAUUUUUCUGAAUCUGGAGCGAUUUUCACUGGAGACACCUUGUUCAGUUUAUCUUGUGGGAGGCUUUUUGAAGGAACGCCUGAAGAGAUGUUAGCUUCUUUAAAAAAGAUAAUGACAUUACCAGAUGAGACGAGCAUAUUUUGCGGGCAUGAAUAUACCUUGAGUAACGCGAAAUUCGCGUUGUCUAUAGAGCCAAAUAAUGAAGCCCUUCAAUCUUACGUUUCACGUGUGACGCAAUUGCGCAACAAAGGGUUGCCAACGAUACCCACAACUCUGAAAUUAGAGAAGUCCUGCAAUCCUUUCCUUCGGACUUCAAGUACUGAGAUCAGGCAAUCAUUAAACAUUCCAGCCACAGCAGGUGACUCCGAAGCUUUGCGUGUCAUCCGCCAAGCAAAGGAUAAUUUCUAGCUUAUCAUUUGUUCAUAGAUAAAACAGCGUUUAGAUGUCAAUUCCAUUUUGGGGAAUUUGUUGUUGUAACGUACGUGCUGAACAGAGUUUUUACAGUUCGUACUUCUGCUAUAUGAAAAUGGAAAUCCAUUGAUUUGAUUUGUAUUAGGCUAUACAAGGAUGGAAAUCCAUUGGGAAUGUUGGGAUUGUAAAUGUUGAUGCUGUUUUGUCUGUAACCAUUGGUUUUUCUGAAGAAACAGGCUUGAUCA